AUGGCAGCAUCAGAAAUGGCAGGUCUUCUCCUCCUUUCGUUCACUGCUCUGCUGCUGAGAAGUUCCUCUGUUCGUAGCCAAGGACUGCAGAUCGGAUUCUACGACUCCUACUGUCCGGACGCCGAGGAUAUCAGGAAGAAGUUCGCGGACCAGGGACUGUCAGACCACGACCUCGUCACAUUGGUAGGUGCACACACGAUCGGGCAGACGGACUGCGAGUUCUUCAGCUACCGGCUGUACAACUUCACGGCGACGGGCAACGCGGACCCGACCAUCAGCCAGGCGUCGCUGGCGCAGCUCCGGGCGCUGUGCCCGCCGCCCAGCGGCGCCCCGGGCGGGCGGCGGGUGGCGCUGGACGAGGGCAGCCCCGACGCGUUCGACGUGAGCUUCUUCAAGAACGUCCGCGACGGCGGCGCCGUGCUGGAGUCGGACCAGCGGCUGUGGAGCGACGCCGCCACGCAGGGCGUCGUGCAGAAGUACGCCGGCAACGUCCGGGGACUCUUCGGCCUCAGGUUCGGGUACGAGUUCCCCAAGGCCAUGGUGAGGAUGAGCAGCAUCGGGGUGAAGACCGGCGGGCAGGGCGAGAUCAGGAGGAGGUGCUCCAGGAUCAACUGA
Molecule: messenger RNA, 615 nt
Organism: Miscanthus lutarioriparius
Lineage: Eukaryota; Viridiplantae; Streptophyta; Magnoliopsida; Poales; Poaceae
Source: the annotation of a GenBank genome assembly